AUGGAACUCAACAGAGAACAUUUUCGCGCCAUAAUUUAUUACAACUUUCAGAGACACCUAUCGCAACAAGAAUACCUUGCUGUGUUACUGUCUGUUUUCGGCAACGAAGCGCCACAUCAGUCGACAAUUUCCCGUUGGUAUGGAGAAUUCAAACGUGGACGGGUGCGUCUUAGCGACGAUCCCAGGGUGGGAAAACUCAUCAUUGAAGAUAGACAUGUGACAUAUUGCGAGAUUGAGGCGUCCUUGAAGAUCUCAAAGACCUCAGUUCAAAAAAUUUUACAUGAAGAAUUAGGACUAAGAAAAUUAGUUUCUCGUUGGAUACCUGACCUCAUUUUUAAUGGUGAUGAAUCGUGGAUUUACUGUUAUGAACCAGAAAAUAAACGACAGUCGGCUGUUUGGCCAACAAAAGUCAUCCGUUCUCGAAGUGUUUCGAAAAAGAUGGUCACGACAUUUGUGUCAAAAGCAGGUCAUAUUGUAACAAUUCCUCUUAAUGAGCAAAGAACUGUUAUUGCGGAUUGGUAUACCACCAUUUGUUUGCCAAAAGUCAUCACCGAGCUUCGAAAAAUCAACCCCGAAAGAAGAAUCAUCCUCCACCAAGACAAUGCAAGCUCGCACAUAGCCCAACAAACAAGACAGUAUUUAACGGAAGAAAAGCCAGAUCUAAGUCCUAACGAUUUCUUUACUUUCUCGAAAAUUAAAAACAGACUGCAUGAAGAAGCAUGGAAUAAGUGCUUCGAAAAUUGGCUCGAGCGCAUGCAGAUACCUUGGAAUCCAGAUCCACUGGACGGAUUUUGA
Acanthoscelides obtectus is the source of this 795-nucleotide messenger RNA. The record is from the annotation of a GenBank genome assembly. Lineage: Eukaryota; Metazoa; Arthropoda; Insecta; Coleoptera; Chrysomelidae.